GAAAGAUGGCGGCGGCUGCGGUUUGAAUUCCAGCGGCGCCGCCAGAGUUCCAACGAGAGCUGCAUUGGAGGGGGCGGGGACCUGGCGAGUCGGGCGGGUCGCUACCGCAGGGGGAUCCAGUGGUGCCUGCACCACCCACACUAAUGCCACCACCUCCUCUGUGUCCGUGAUGGACUCGGUGUUGGAAGAGGACGUCACCCUCCCCGGGACGCUCAGCGGCUGCAGUGGCCUCGUUCCCAAGUUACCAGAUGACCUGGAAGGCAUCAGCCCCAUUGCUGGUUUGGGAAAUGGUGUGCUCCCCAAAGUGUCAGAAGAAACAGUGUCUCCCACCAGAGCCCGGAACAUGAAGGACUUUGAAAAUCAAAUCACUGAGUUGAAGAAAGAAAACUUUAACCUAAAGCUUCGCAUCUAUUUCCUUGAGGAAAGAAUGCAGCAGGAAUUUGAUGGCCCCACUGAGCACAUCUAUAAAACUAACAUCGAGCUCAAGGUGGAAGUGGAGAGUCUGAAGCGGGAGCUCCAGGAGAGAGAGCGGCUGCUCGUCAAAGCCUCCAAAGCAGUCGAGAGCCUGGCCGAAGGGGGCGGCUCUGAAGUUCGGCGGGUGAAGGAGGACGCUCAGAAGAAGGUGAAGCAGGUCGAGGACCUCCUGACCAAAAGGAUACUCCUUUUAGAAGAGGAAGUGCAGGCUGCCCAGGCGGACCUGAGAAAGGCCUUCGCAGGGACGGAGGCGGAGAGGGCCCUGCGGCUGGGCCUGGAGAACAGGCUUUCGGAGAUGAAGAAGAUGCACGAGGGGAACGUGGACGUGGCCGUGGCCCUGGAGGAGAAAGACAGACUGAUUGAGGAGUUGAAACUGUCUUUGAAGAGCAAAGAAGCUUUAAUUCAGUGCCUUAAAGAGGAGAGAUCUCAGAUGGUGUCUCCUGAUGAGGAUGUGUCAUCGGCAGAGCUCCGAGGACUUCCUGCUGCUCUGCGGGAGGAAAAGGGGAGAGAAACCGAGGCUGCACAAAUGGAGCACCAGACGGAGAGAAAUCGCUUUGAAGAGAGGAUCCAGGCACUUCAGGAGGACCUGAGAGAGAAGGAAAGAGAAAUUGCUACAGAGAAGAAAAAUAGCUUAAAGAGGGAUAAAGCCAUUCAGGGCCUAGCCAUGGCGUUAAAGUCGAAGGAAAAAGAGGUCGAAGAACUUAAGUCUGAAAUUGAAGAGCUCAAUGCUGCCUUUGCCAAAGCCCAAGAGGCCCGCCAGGAAACACACACCCAGAAAUUCCAGGGGUCUGCGGACUACGAAGCUGCUCUGUCAGAAAAGGCAGCCCUUCUGGCUGUGCUGCACUCGGAGAACCUCACCAAGAGUGCGGAGAACCACAGGCUGAGGCGGAACCUGAAGAAGGUCACCCAGGAGCUGAGCGACCUGCAGCAGGAGAAGGAGAGGCUGGAGAAGGACGUGCAGGCAGCCCGGCGCGAGAGGAGCAGAGGAGACAGCACCAUCCACGACCUUAAAAAUGAAGUUGAGAAAUUACGCAACGAAGUGAACGAAAGAGAGAAAGCAAUGGAGAAUUGUUACAAGUGUCUGCUGAGUGAAAGCAAUAAAAAAUUACACAGUCAAGAGCCGAUGAUCAAACAUUUAGCAGAAAGUAUUGAUCAAAAGGACAAGGACUUGCUUCUUCAGAAAUUCAUUGAAAAAGAUUCAGAAGCAAUACAGGAGAACCGUUACUUAACGACCGUGGAGGAUCUCAAAUUGGGGAGAGAAGACUUUGUAACGGAAGAGUGCUCUCCUCGGCGGUCGCCAGGCGGCAAAAGCAUCUUCUCCGAGGAAAAGCAACAAUUAGACUAUGAAGAGCUGAUCCAGGUCUUAAAGAAAGAGCAGGACAUCUAUGCCCACCUGGUCAAAUCUCUGCAGGACUCAGACAGUGCCCAGAACCUGCAGGCCGAGUUAAACAGCAUCUUGGCCCUGCGGCGGCAGCUGGAGCGGGACGUGCUGGCCUAUCGGAAUUUGAAAAAGACGCUGGAGGAGCAGAUCAGCGAAAUUCGGAGGCGGGAAGAAGAACCAUUUUCGUUUUAUAGCGAUCAAACAUCUUACCUGAGUAUUUGCCUUGAAGAGCGCAGUCCGUUUCAAGUGGAGCAUUUUUCUCAAGAAGAACUUAAGAAAAAGGUCAGCGACCUCGUCCAGCUGGUGAAGGAACUGUAUACAGACAACCAGCACCUGAAGAAAACCAUUUUUGAUCUCUCCUGCUUGGGCUUCCAGGGGGAUGGCAGACUUGAGUCAACAGAACAAACGGAGCUUCCAACCAGCAAGGAGGACAAGGACACGAUCAGAAUUGGCAAGGAUGACGAGAAUAAUUUCCUGAGUGGCCAGCAUUCGGAGCAGAGUCACAAGAUUAUUGAGGACAGUUCCAAAGAGGGCUGCAAAAAUGGAUACUUAAGGCACAUGGAUUCCAGUAUUUUGGACCACGGUGGAGCCCACAGACCUGGCCAUCCUGGAGACCCAAGUGUGGAGGAAGGCGAGCUCGGGAGCCUGCUUGCCCCUCUCCUCAACGAGAAGGCCGCGUCGUUACUGGAAGCCAGGCCCGACUUCCUGAAAGAGCUGCGUGAACUGCUUCUGGGACGAGGAUGCUUGCCAGAGCAGGCGGUUUCUGGAGAACACCCCGAUGGGAAAACUGAGGAGACACUCAAGCAGAUGGCUGUGCAGCUGAGAGGUGAACUCAGACAGUUCCUCCAAGCCAGCUCGUUUCCCCAGCCCCACGGCGACCUGAAGUCACCUUGGGGAGCCCCGCUGGUGAAGGCUGCUGGGCCAGCCAGGGUGGAACUGAGAGAUGCCUCGGUGCAGACCACGGCCACGGAAGGCGACGCGCUCGGAUUCAGGCAGGAAGCCAGGAGCGGGGCUUGGGAAGAGACCCCGACAGAUGCUGCGUUCAGCACAGAGCACCCGCCCGACAACUUGGACGGGAUGCCAGGGCGACAGGCCGCACCCCCUGCCUUCUUCCCCAGGGCUGACAGAGAGGCUAAGAAGUCCCGCUUGCCCAUCCUGAUGAAACCUUCCCAGUCGCUGGGAAGUGUGUGCCGGCUCCCUGACCCACAGGAGGUGGUGGCCCAGCUGCGGGGCCAGAUCUUGGAGCUGCAGGGGGAGCUGAAGGAGUUUAAAAUGCGCAAUAAGCAACUUCACCAAAAGUUAAUUCUGGCUGAAGCAGUGACGGAGGAGAGCCCAGUGCCAGACAAAACGCUCCUGAAAGACCCUGAAAUUGACCAGCUCAGUGGCCUUGCUGUCUCGCCAACGGGCAAAGAGGAUCCUUCUGAAGACGUUUGGGGCCCAAUGUCAGUAGCUCCCUGCCUGAGUUCUAAGGGUCAGCUUUCCCCUAAAGUCAGUGCCAUUGCAACCGAUCAGUCUGAGAACGUCGGUACAUCAGAUGAUACGGAAAACUUAAAACAGAAAAUCGGUGACUUGGAAACGGAGCUCGAGGGCUACCGGAACUUCCUGUUUCAGCUUCAGAAGCACUCCCGGUGCAGUGAGGCCAUCAUCACAGUUUUGUGUGGGACAGAAGGGGCCCAGGAUGGCUCCAGCAAGCCCAGGGACGGUACCGACGAGGAAGAAAUGACGUUUUCGAGUUUGCACCAAGUACGCUACGUAAAGCACAUGAAAAUCCUCUGUCCGCCAGCCCCGGAGAUGAUUGACAGCAGGAUGCUGGGGAGCCUCGAGCAGCAGCGAGGAGAGCGGGACUGUGAGCUGCAGAAGGAGCAGGACUUGAACAUGGAACUUUUCAGUGAGAUCCAGAACCUGCAGAAUAAGUUCAGAGAUCUCUCGCCCUCUAGAUACAAUUCAUUAGUGCAGUCCCAAGCCAGGGAGCUCUCCCUUCAGCGGCAGCAGAUUAAGGACAGCCGUGACAUCUGUGUCAUCUGUCGUCAACACGCGAGCACCAUGAUCAAGGCGUUCGAGGAGCUGCUGCAGGCCAGCGACGUGGACCGCUACGUGGCCGCGGGCUUCCGGGAACAGCUGAACCAGUGCGCCGCGCUGCUGGGGAGACUGGAGAAGCUGUUUCUCGGCGGGAAAUCGGGAGGAGUGGAAACGGGCGCCCAGAACGAACUGAUGGAGAGGGUGGAGGAAGACAGCUUAACCGACCAGCACAUCCUCCCCGAGUCUCCUGAGCCCUCGGCCUCUCACGCGUUGUCCGACGGCGACACGUCCGACAAGUCCUCCUGCUCACGAGACCAGAAGCAAGACAGCGAGACCGAGAAGACUUCAGUCACAGCGAACAAUUUUUCUCAAGACCUACUGAUGGAGCAUAUACAAGAAAUUCGAAGUCUGAGAAAACGUUUAGAAGAAUCCAUUAAGACAAAUGAGAAUCUGCAGAGACAGCUGGAGCGGCAAGGGUCCGAACUGGAUCAAGGUUCUUCAAACACUUUUGUUUGUGGGUCGGAGCUGCAUAAUUCUCUGACGUCAGAAAUUCGUUUCCUGAGGAAGCAGAACCAGGCCCUCAAUGCAGUGCUUGCCAAAGGAUCCAGAGAUAAACAGAAGGAGAAUGAAAAAUUACGCGAGUCCCUCUCCAGGAAGGCCGCGGACCUCGAGCACCUCCAGCGCGAGCUGGCCUGCGUGCAGGCGGAGAACGGGAGGCUGCAGCAGGAGGCGGGCCAGCGGCAGAGGCACAGCCAGCAGCUGCUACAGGAGCUCUGUGACAGCCGCAGCGAGCUGAGCAGGGUGCAGGAGGAGGUGAAGUGGAGGCAGCAGCUGCUCUCACAGAACGACAAGGUGCUCCAGUCCCUGCGAGUGGAGCUGAAGGUGUACGAGAAGCUGGACGAGGAGCACAGGAUCCCCAGAGAGUCCAGAGCAGAGGCGUCGGGGGAAGCCUGGAAGGGGCAGGACCCUCUCGGUGACCUGCGUGACCUGCUGACGGAGGUCCGGGCCCUGCGGACACAGCUGGAAAGGAGCAUCGAAACCAACAGCAUGCUGCAGGGCAAGCUCCAGGAGCAGCUGGCGAAGGGCGGGGGGCAGGCUCCAGACGCAGCUCUCGCUUUGGCUCUCCAGACCCCGCCCGUGCCCGAACCUGAACCCCUUCAGCCUGACGGGCAAGACGGUGACAGACGUCCUGUGGCCACUGACAACUCACGUGAUCUGUUUGACUCCACCCAGGUGGUGGCCCUGAGAUCAGCUUCAGAGACUCCUUCACUCUCUAGAAAUGACGGGGACUCCCUCUCCUGUGACAGUGGCAGCACCACCACCACCGCCCCGUGCAUGUCUCGCCUGGUCCCUGGCCACCAGCUGUGGGCCAGCAAGAGUGGCUGCCAUGUCCUGGGCCUGAUUGAGGACUACGAUGCCCUGUGUGAGCACAUUGGCCAGGGCCAGAAGCUUCUUGCCGAGAUGGACAUUCAGAUCCAAGAGGCUCCCAGCCCCUCCAGUCGAGAGCAGGGAACAAAGGGCCUGCACCUGGCGCCCCUGAGCCGGUUUGUCUCCGGCGUGAGCAGAGCCAAGCUGGUCCUGGACGAGGCCGAGAGGUUGCUGACGCUUCUCUGGAGGGUCUCGCUCCCCACGGGUGGCCAGUGCACGCUGCACUGUGAGCAGAUUGGAGAAAUGAAGGCGGAGAUCACCAGGCUACAUAAAAAAUUAUUUGAACAGGAAAAGAAGUUGCAGAACACCAUGAAGCUUUUGCAGCUGAGCAAGCACCAGGAGAAAGUCAUCUUUGAUCAGUUGGUCGUCACCCACAAGAUCCUUCGGAAGGCCAGAGGGAACCUGGAGCUGAGGCCCGGGGGCGCCCACCCAGGAGCAGCCAGCCCCAGCAGACCAGGCUCCUGAGAGCUGUCAGACAAUAAAGCUGUGGUUCUCCGCUCCC
Phyllostomus hastatus (greater spear-nosed bat) is the source of this 5804-nucleotide messenger RNA. It is a transcript of the gene CDK5RAP2, whose product is annotated as CDK5 regulatory subunit associated protein 2. Gene Ontology annotation, biological process: positive regulation of DNA-templated transcription; positive regulation of microtubule polymerization; negative regulation of centriole replication. Gene Ontology annotation, molecular function: gamma-tubulin binding; calmodulin binding; transcription cis-regulatory region binding. The record is from RefSeq and is a predicted model, not a curated record. The transcript has 37 exons. NCBI's taxonomy places the organism in Eukaryota, Metazoa, Chordata, Mammalia, Chiroptera, Phyllostomidae. Bases 170 to 5767 code for a protein of 1865 amino acids. Gene Ontology annotation, cellular component: pericentriolar material; mitotic spindle pole; microtubule organizing center.